Helianthus annuus (common sunflower) is the source of this 1560-nucleotide messenger RNA. RefSeq names its product valine N-monooxygenase 1. The record is from RefSeq and is a predicted model, not a curated record. NCBI's taxonomy places the organism in Eukaryota, Viridiplantae, Streptophyta, Magnoliopsida, Asterales, Asteraceae. The coding region runs from base 1 to 1560 and encodes 519 amino acids. The transcript has 2 exons. Gene Ontology annotation, molecular function: iron ion binding; monooxygenase activity; oxidoreductase activity, acting on paired donors, with incorporation or reduction of molecular oxygen.
AUGUCUUUAACCAUCAUCUUCCUUGUCAUUAUGUUCAUAUUUGUUGGUAGGGUUCUAUACAAGAAAUCUACAAGCCGCUCAUCGUGUCCAUUACCACCUGGUCCAACACCUUUGCCGUUUUUUGGAUGCGCUAUCCAAAUGCUCCUAAAUAAACCGACUUUCCGGUGGAUUGAUAAGCUUAUGGACCAGUUUGACACCCCAAUCCUUUGCCUCCGUUUAGGGCCAUCAACCCACGUCAUUGUGGUUUCAUCGCCAGACAUAGCAUGUGAGUUCCUCAAGAAACAAGAUGAAAUAUUCAUGUCAAGGCCUGAUGUCCUUUCAGCCUAUCUAAUAAGUGGUGGAUACCGCACUGCAGUCAUGUCCCCGUAUGGAGAACAAUGGAGGAAGAUGAAAAGAGUUAUAAAUCGGGAUAUUCUUUCACCACCAAUACAAAAAUGGCUUCAACCUAAACGUGACGAAGAAGCUGAUCAAGUUCUCAGGUACAUAUGUAACCAAAUAGAGAAACAAGACUCUAUAGUUGAUGGCGCGUCAAUAAACGUUCGUGCUCUGAGCCAACAUUUCUUUGCAAAUACAAUGAGGAAUAUUAUUUUCGGGAAACGAUUCUUUGGGCAAGGAACUGAAGAUGGAGGGCCAGGUGAAGAAGAAACUGAACAUGUUGCUGCACUUUUUGUCUUGCUCAAGUACCUUUAUGCGUUUUGUAUCACUGAUUACUUCCCAUGGUUAAGAGGGAAGACAGACUUUGAUGGACAUGAAAAGAUAAUUCGGACUGCAAUCGAAAAUGUUCGAAAGUAUCAUGAUCCAUUGGUCGAUGAACGCAUUCAAAUGUGGAACAAUGGAGAUAGAAAGGAAAAAUCUGAUAUACUUGAUGUUCUUAUCACACUUGAAAAUCCUAAGCUUACGCCAGAGGAGAUUAAAGCCGAAAUUGUUGAACUAAUGAUGGCCACAAUUGAUAACACGUAUAAUGCGGUAGAAUGGACGAUUGGUGAGAUGAUCAAUGAACCUAUGAUCCUGAAGAGAGCAGUUGAGGAGUUGGAGCAUAUAGUAGGUCACCAAAGGCUAGUCGAAGAGCAUGAUGUACCCCAACUCAAUUACAUAAAGGCAUGCAUCAAGGAAGCUUUUAGGUUGCACCCGUUUGUAUCUUUUCUUCCGCCACAUGUUUCUAUGAUGGAUACUACAGUUGCUGGUUACUUCAUACCUAAGGGUAGCCAUGUUAUACUGAGUCGAUAUGGGGUAGGAAGGAAUCCCAAUGUGUGGGCAGACCCGUUGCGCUUUAACCCAGAUCGACAUCUACAUGGGGAAGAAAAACAUGUGGUUCUUUCAGAUAAUAACCUUAGGUUGAUCUCAUUUAGCACGGGGAAACGUGGUUGUCCUGGAAUAAUGUUAGGCACAAUCAUGACUACAAUGUUGUUAGCAAGGAUGGUCCAGGGUUUCACCUGGGAGGCACCGGAUAAUGAGCGAUCAGUUGAGCUUGUUGAAAGUCACGAUGACAUUUGCUUGGCUACACCGCUUGUGGCAAUUGCUAAGCCACGGUUGCCAGGGUACAUGUACCCUACAUAUUAA